AAAAUGUCUGGCCGUGGAAAAGGUAAAGCAAAGGGCACCAAGUCCAAGACUCGAUCAUCCCGUGCAGGGCUUCAGUUCCCCGUCGGUCGUAUCCAUCGUCAUCUCCGCAAAGGCAACUAUGCUCAGCGAGUUGGUGCUGGUGCCCCAGUGUACUUGGCUGCUGUACUCGAGUACCUGAGCGCUGAAAUCCUCGAGUUGGCUGGUAAUGCUGCCCGUGACAACAAGAAGACCAGAAUCAUCCCUCGUCACUUGCAAUUGGCUGUCAGAAACGACGAAGAAUUGAACAAGCUUCUCGGUGGAGUCACCAUUGCUCAAGGUGGUGUUCUUCCAAACAUCCAAGCCGUCCUUCUGCCCAAGAAGACCGAAAAGAAAUCAUCUUCUUAAGCAGUUUACUGCACACACAUUAAAACAACGGCUCUUUUAGGAGCCACCAC
Exaiptasia diaphana is the source of this 434-nucleotide messenger RNA. RefSeq names its product histone H2A-like. The coding region runs from base 4 to 384 and encodes 126 amino acids. Gene Ontology annotation, cellular component: nucleosome. The record is from RefSeq and is a predicted model, not a curated record. Gene Ontology annotation, molecular function: structural constituent of chromatin; DNA binding; protein heterodimerization activity. The transcript has a single exon. NCBI's taxonomy places the organism in Eukaryota, Metazoa, Cnidaria, Anthozoa, Actiniaria, Aiptasiidae.